UCAUGCACAGCUCGCGUGCUUCUUUCUGUAAGCCCCGUAGCUUAAAGGACCCCCGGCUCGAUCUCCUGCCUUCCACUCGGCGCGCUCGCCUCUUAAUCCAACCCUGCGAGUGGGUGGGGCUGCGUUCGUGUCAGAGCUCCUGAUUGGCUGCCACUGAGGUUCUCCAGCCUCUCCAAUAUGGCGGCGCCCAGCUCCCAUGUAAGCUGCGAGGACUUCGCUGAAUUUCAGGAGUUACUCAGGGUGAUGAGAACAAUUGACGACAGAAUAGUCCAUGAAUUAAACACUACUAUUCCAACAGCUUCUUUUGUAGGAAAAGUAGAUGCACAACAAACCUGUAAAGAACUUUAUCAGUCGCUGAUGGAGGCUCAUGAAAGUAGAGAGAGAAUAAUAAAAAACUGUAUUGCCCAAACUUCUAAUGUAGUAAAAACUCUGCAAGAAGAGAGGAAGAAGACUCUGGAGGACAUAGUAUUAUUAAAAAAACUCAGGAAAGAGCAGACAAAGUUGAAAUUAAUGCAGUCAGAAUUGAACGUUGAAGAAGUGGUAAAUGAUAGAAGCUGGAAGGUAUUUAAUGAACGCUGCAGAGCUCAUUAUAAGCCUCCCAAGAGUCAAUGAUGUAAAUGAAAGGGGGAUUUCUUCUGAAAGUGGACUUCAAUCAUGCAAAUAAACUGGAGAAGAAAUGUGGAGCAAGCUACAUGAGACCUUCUGAGAAAUGAGAUGUGUGGGGUUCAGCCCAGUGAAUGAUUUUGCUAAUGAAGAUUACCCAAUUGCUAUUUUGUAUAAGAUGUAUGUAAACAAAUUUUAUUAUUAAAAAAAUUCAGAUGGGA
Molecule: messenger RNA, 824 nt
Organism: Hemicordylus capensis (graceful crag lizard)
Lineage: Eukaryota; Metazoa; Chordata; Lepidosauria; Squamata; Cordylidae
Gene: MIX23
Product: mitochondrial matrix import factor 23
Exons: 5
Coding region: 178-612 (144 amino acids)
Cellular component (GO): mitochondrion; mitochondrial intermembrane space
Source: RefSeq, a predicted model, not a curated record